Peromyscus californicus insignis is the source of this 1565-nucleotide messenger RNA. RefSeq names its product transcription factor 19 (gene Tcf19). Gene Ontology annotation, cellular component: nucleus. The transcript is spliced from 4 exons. Bases 451 to 1248 code for a protein of 265 amino acids. Gene Ontology annotation, molecular function: protein binding. Lineage: Eukaryota; Metazoa; Chordata; Mammalia; Rodentia; Cricetidae. The record is from RefSeq and is a predicted model, not a curated record. Gene Ontology annotation, biological process: regulation of gene expression.
CCUAGGAGGAGUCUGCGCGGCGCGCGCGCCCAAGCCGCGCCCUCCGGGCGGCUUCCUGGCUGUCAAACCGCGGCGGGAGCGAGGGGCGCAGGGUGUGCAGUCCCUUCCUCAGUUUACCCCGCCAGCGGAAAAAGGAAAAAAGGAUUGUUAAAGCCUCCGGAUGUGCUGCGGCCCGAGGAUCCGGCUUCGCGGAGGUGCCGCAGGAUUAUCUUCUGGUUUUACAUCGCACCAGGGCUCUCCUGGAAUUGCUUUCUAAGUCUCAUCUUGACUGCCACUGCCGCACUGCAUGUCCAGGCCUCUGGGGCUCUGAAUCUGCACUUCUCAAGUCGGCAUUACCCACAGUACAGCUGUCGGCGUCAGGACUGAAGGCCGGCCACGGUGCCUGGCCCAGGAGUAGGAGAGGUGAUGAACUGCUGAGGUGCUGGGAGAGGUGCAGAGGGGGCACCCCCCAUGCUGCCCUGCUUCCAGCUGCUGCGCAUAGGGGGCGGCAGGGGCGGUGAUCUCUACACCUUCCACCCCCCGUCCAGGUCAGGCUGCACCUAUCGGCUGGGCUGCAGGGCUGACCUGUGUGAUGUGGCCCUGCGGCCCCAGCAGGAGCCGGGCCUCAUCUCUGGGGUCCAUGCAGAGCUGCAUGCUGAGCUCCAAGGAGACGACUGGAGGGUCAGCCUGGAGGACCACAGCAGCCAAGGGACUUUGGUCAAUAAUGUCCGACUCCCAAGAGGCCACAGGCUGGAGUUGAGCGAUGGUGACCUUCUGACCUUUGGCCCUGAAGGGCAAGCAGGAACCAGCUCCUCGGAAUUCUACUUCAUGUUCCAACAAGUCCGGGUCAAACCUCAGGACUUUGCUGCCAUUACUGUCCCUCGGUCUCGGGGAGAAGCUGGGACUGGUUUCCAACCCAUGCUGCCCCCCCAAGGGGCUCCCCAUCGGCCACUCAGCACCCUGUCCUCUGCCCCCAAGGCCACACUGAUCCUCAACUCCAUCGGCAGCCUCAGCAAGCUGCAGCCGCAGCCCCUCACCUUCUCCCGGGGUGGUGGCAGACCACAGAGCCUGGCUGUUCCCACCCAGCCUGCAGAAGUGGGGGCUUCGCCCGCUCCACCCACAAGAAACCGGAGGAAAUCGGCUCAUAGAGUGUUGGCAGAACUAGAUGAUGAGAGCGAGGCUUCCCUGGGCCCUCUCUCAGUCCUUAUGGAGCCCAGGAAGAAGCUCCGUGUGGAGAAGGCCGCUCUGGUGUCCAGUGGGAGGGAAUGACCACAGGGGAAAGUGCCUUGCUAUAGACUGACUCAAGGCUGGAGAACCCUCAUGAUCGUUGAGGUGGCAAAAAAAGAUGGUUCCUGCCAAAGAUGUGGCUGCCUGCCGCCAAAUUACCAGUGAGCUGGGAUGCCCAGUAACCAGGAAUAAAGCCUUGUUCCCAUGGACACCGGAGUAUUCGCAGUUAGAGCAACCAUCACAGAAACCGCCCCAGACUGCCUUAUGCCAUGGCUACUGCUGCCGCUGACUGAGUCUCCGUGACUGGCUUUUCAGAGCUUUGCCUUUAUAUCAAAAUAAAGAAUAAAAUGCUUCAUCCA